Molecule: messenger RNA, 1602 nt
Organism: Ambispora leptoticha
Lineage: Eukaryota; Fungi; Glomeromycota; Glomeromycetes; Archaeosporales; Ambisporaceae
Source: the annotation of a GenBank genome assembly
AUGUCACUUCUUGAACAACUUAAUUCUCGUAAAAUGAAAGUUAAUCAAGUGAGUGUAGAUCAAGCUGACAAAAACGAAGCUGCUAAGAAUGUAGGAAAAUCACUUUCUGACAAGGAGGAAGAGGUUGCAAUUGCAUUUCCAACCGUUAAGAAAGAUAAAAUACUAGAAAAAACCGCAUCAGAAGAAAUAUAUUAUAAUAUCGUGGCGUGUAUUCGAACAGGAACAAUGCGUGAAAAAGAAAUAUUAAACAAAUUGAUUGAUCCGAACAUUACAUCUACUGUAGAUAAUUUUUCUCGUGUUUUUAUGGCGUAUGUAAAUGAAAAGGAACAAGAAGCAUGUCGAACCUGGAUGGAAAUGUCUGGCAUUGAUGAAUGUAAUCUAAUAAUGAAGAGUAAGCGUUUUUACGGGGAAAUUGAUCAAGACGAAAAGGAAGCGAUUGAGAAUGAUAAACAUAUUAAAGAGAGUUUUCAUGUUAAUGCAUCUUUAAAGAAAGUGAAUGGUCUUAAUGGCAUUAAUUGCACUAAAAAAUCAGCGCAAGAUUUUAUGGACAUUGAAUUACGAUCAAAUACUCAAAUUUCAAAUAGUUAUCCCGAGGAUAAUGGCAUGUCAGAUAUUACACAGGAACAUAACACAAACUUAUUAAAUAAUACCAAAAAUCAAAAAAUCAAAUACACAGAAUUGAUAAAAACGUUUGGAGAGAAUGGACCAAAAAUCGAAAUUUCCCUAUAUUUUAUUGAGAAAAUAUUAAAUCGCUGCUUUGGACGGCUCUCUAAAGGGGAACCAAAUCUUCAGUUCUACCCAAUAAAAGUUGUCCAGUAUCUGAUAAAAAACAAUUUUUUGCCAAACUCAAUAAUAAAAGGUGGUCUUAUGAAAGCUUUGAUCGAAAGAGGUGAUUGGGAGUCUGUAUCUUUACUCUUGCAAUUUAGUCGCGAUAUUCCAGAAAAAGAUCAGGUUUUUUUGCUUCAGCAUUUGAUAAUGUUACUGAAAACAUCAAAAGUUGAUGAGGGAUUUAAGAAAUUCAUUGAAAUUAAUGGUGAUGCUUCAAGUUUGUCUUCUUCAUCGUCACUGUUACAAUAUUUUCUUCCAAAAUUAAUGUUAGUUAAACGUCAAAAAAAUUUGAUGCAAUUACAUCUGAAACAAUUGAAGGUUGAUGAAUUACUUGUUUUAUUUGAGAUUUCAUGUACAUGGCUAGAUGGAUAUAUAAAUGGCAGUAACCUGAAUAAUGAUUUAAGCGACAGUGGAAUGUUUGAUGAAAAUAGAACUAUUAAAGAUUCAAGCGAUAGGUCUAAAAUUAUGCAACUACAAAUUUCCGCACCUAGAUUUUCUACGAUCAUUGAAUUCUUAACGCUACUUAUUGACGCACAUUUCUUGACUUUAAUACUUACCAACGAUUUCCACUCCUCUCUUCAACGUCUAUUAAGUUGCACAAAUACAUUAAUGCAAAGUAAAAAGCAACGAUUAAAUAAAAAUGAAACGAAUGCUGUGACGAUUCUGGAAGAUCAACACGUGCCAAAAUAUAGUAUUGAAAUGUUGAGGGUUUUUGAUGAUGCGUGGUUGAUGGAAGAUUCUGAUGAUGAAAAUUGGAAUGUCAAUUAUCGAUAA